AUGCCGCCAGGAGAUAAAAAGCCCGUUUGUCUCCAGGAAGUGCAGCGAGAAGGCUGUUCAGAUCGUUACGGGAAUAUACUGAACGUUGACACAACUGGAGCUUCAGAGGCAACUGCGAGACCGGAAGGCCUGAGCUAUGCAGGAGUUGCUGCCUCAGAGAAGAUUGCAGAAAAGGAUUUGAAGAAUAUGGAGAAAUACCAAGCCAAGAUUAGAAGAGUUGGCAACAGCAAGUGUGUUGAUCCAGCUGUGAUUGCUGGUAUUAUCUCUCGAGAGUCACACGCUGGGACAGUGCUAGAGGAUGGCUGGGGUGACUACGGAAAUGCAUUCGGUUUAAUGCAGGUUGACAAACGUUACCAUAAGAUUGUCGGGUCAUGGGACAGUGAAGAACACUUAGCGCAAGGCACACAGAUUUUAUGUGACAUGAUAAAGGAAAUCCAGAAGAAAUUCCCAACAUGGACAAAGGAACAGCAGCUCAAAGGUGGGAUUUCAGCCUAUAAUGCGGGACCUAACAAUGUCCGGAGCUAUGACAGAAUGGAUAUUGGCACAACACACAACGACUAUGCUAAUGAUGUGGUUGCAAGAGCCAAGCUUUUUAAGAGAAACGGAUACUGA
Tauraco erythrolophus (red-crested turaco) is the source of this 612-nucleotide messenger RNA. The record is from RefSeq and is a predicted model, not a curated record. NCBI's taxonomy places the organism in Eukaryota, Metazoa, Chordata, Aves, Musophagiformes, Musophagidae.